CAUACCUAGAACCUGAUCUUGUUUCCCUAAUCUUUCUCCCUCCGUGAAACUGAAACGGCUUCCGCUGAGUGAUCGCUUGUCACGAUCACUUCGUAAGUGCGGUGUUGUGAAACGGCAAGCCACAUAAACGAAAACGAUCGCGUGGCGGGGCCAAUUGCUAGUUGAUCGUAAUUCGCCAGGCUUAAUGCGUCUGGUUUGCAACGAUCUGUGACACAUAAAGUCAAUUCCCUGUGGUGUGUAUAGUGAGGGCAGUGUGGAGCAACUGGCCAACCAAGGAAUACCACCUCAAACGAAAAAGGAAUUACGUGUGCCGAGUGCUCCGCCGGUGAAACAGGACAACCGACCUCAGGAAGUCGCUUGACGUCGCGACCGGAAACACCCCAGCGAAAUCGUGUCCAGACGCCAUGCACUCGCUCGGUUCGAUUUUAAUGCAAAUUUGCGUGAUCGCCGCAUCGAUACAAAGCGGGCUGAGCAUCAAAUGUUACAACUGCGACUCGACCAGCAAUGAAGAAUGCAUGGACCUGAAAAGCAAUUCCGCCAUCACCGCUGAGAUCUGUACACCGAGCAAAAUGGCUUCGACCACCGGGAACUGGCUGGCGGACCUGACGCGUAUCGAGUACUUUGGCGGAGCGGAAAUCACCGUGCCCAUGGUGUGCCAGAAGAUUGUCGCCACGAACGAAAACGGUGACAUGAUGACGUUCCGUGGCUGCCAGCUGGACGGCGGCAAGACGGACCCGUGCCAGAUCGCGUACGGCAAGGCGAAACAGCAGCGCGGAAUCAACAUCGAGUUCUGUUCCACCUGCAAGGAAGACGGCUGCAAUGCGGCCCCCCGUACGGGGGGACGUGUCCCGCUGGGACUCCUCCUGCUCGGCAGCUUGAUGGCCCUCGCUGGCUCACUGGCUGCUUCCCGCAAGCAGCAGCUCCUGUAAAAGCCGCUCCCAGCGUAGAGUCGAAGACGGGUCGAUCGCGAUCGCGAUCGCAAUGCAAACAACCUCCUGUACAUACGAUUUAUUGGACAAAAUAAAUCAACUUGCAACGAUGCACACGUGGAAUCUGCAAACCGCAUUUCAGCUCCGUAGCCUCCGAUACUAAUAAUAAUCAAACAUUUCACUAUGAAGCGGCACAAAACACAUGCCAUCCCAUGUCUUAAUGUAGCAAACAAUGGAAGGGUAGGUGCGCCUGAGUCACGGCGUCACAGGGCGGCGGGCGAGCUUAAGUACGUUAAGUGACCCACGAUAAGCGGGACAUGAUUCACUUUUAUCUUCUAACCCAAUGGGGCAAACAACAACAACCGACCGGCCGGGUUGAUAGGUCACACCCGGCGCAUGAUGAAAUAGCACAAUAAGGUACCAGUAGCAGAAACUUCAGCAGAAAAGCACUUGCCAGAAAGUGGCGAAAGUCACCCGACGCCAGUUAGCUAACCGUUUAGGCAUCGGAACCGGCUGAGAAUUAAUUCGUAUGAAAAUUGAUAAAAAGAAAUCAAAUUCACGCAUAUGCCUUCAUUCGAUCGUAAACAACUUGUUGGGAAGCAUAAGUUAAGGCUAAGACGGAACUACAAUCGCCCCUCGGGCGAACGAAGGAAUGACGCGCUGAGCAUCACUUCGAUCGGAGAGGAUCAUGAGGAGGAUCUUCUUAGCACGUAGCACGGUUGCCGAUCGCAUCUACUAAUUCGAGAAAAAACGUAGGCAAAUAGUUACCACAAUCGUACGGCUUAGCCUCCAUUUUGGGAAAGAUAUCCCUUGCCAAAUGAUCACGUUGGCAAAAAGCACCGAGGUAGCCAGUAGCAGAGACAUUAGGAACACCAUACCGCACCGAUACCGCACUAGCGACACAAUCUCAAUUAUGCUUGUCAAUUCCUGUUUUAUACAACUCAUCCAUACGAUACCACUCUAAACACACCAGUCGCGUUUAGACGGCAAUUAUGAAACCGAACGUAGCGAAUGUUUCAACAUUCCA
This is a messenger RNA of Anopheles bellator, 1956 nucleotides long. RefSeq lists its product as uncharacterized. Gene Ontology annotation, biological process: sleep; positive regulation of voltage-gated potassium channel activity; regulation of synaptic transmission, cholinergic. The record is from RefSeq and is a predicted model, not a curated record. NCBI's taxonomy places the organism in Eukaryota, Metazoa, Arthropoda, Insecta, Diptera, Culicidae. The transcript has 4 exons. The coding region runs from base 405 to 929 and encodes 174 amino acids.